AUCACCAUCACCACCAUCAUCAGCGGCAACAACAGUGGUGACCCGCCCCCUGUGUGUGUGUGUGCGCGAGUAUAGCCGUGACGUAAACAAGGGUUAUAUGUGUUAUGUACAGCCCUUGAUUUACACGAGUACUAUAUUACUGCAAGAUCGCACAGCCACUCCCUGAUCGCUUCCCCGUUUUUCUCUGAGUGGUCCAAUCUUGAUCAGUUCCAAUGCAUAUUCCAAAAAUGCCUGCACAGUCGCAAAGCACAUUCCGAGGGAUCCGGUCCUCCAAGUUCCGGCACGUGUACGGCAAGGGCUCCCGCAAGGAGAACUGCUACGAGAAUGUCCUCAUCACACAGAAGGCACACGACACGGCUGCCUGCGCCGUCAACCCCAAGUUUGUGGCCAUCGCUGUGGAGGUGGCAGGAGGAGGGGCCUUCAUAGUGCUGCCUCUUGACAAGACGGGUCGUAUAGACAUCAACACUCCGAAGGUGACGGGGCAUGCAGGGCCGGUGCUGGAUCUAAAGUGGUGUCCCUUCAAUGACAACCUCAUAGCCUCCGGGGCAGAUGAUUGUACUAUAAAGCUAUGGCACAUACCAGAUGGAGGGUUAAAGGCUAACUUGACAGAUCCACUGGCUGACCUGCAGGGCCACCAGCGCCGCGUGUCCAUCGUGGAGUGGCACCCAACAGCAGAAAAUGUUUUGUUUUCAGCAGGGUAUGACUAUCAGAUACUAGUGUGGGAUACACGACGGGCAGCCCUCAUGCAGACCAUUGACCUUCACACGGAUGUAGUCUACAGCCUGUCACUGAACCGCGACGGUUCCCGCAUGGUCACCACCUGCAGGGACAAGAGACUAAGGAUCAUUGACCCACUCUCUGGCAAGCUCUUGCAGGAGGGAAUGUGCCAUGAAGGAUCCAAAGCAUGCAAGGCAGUGUACUGUGGGGACACCGGGCUCGUCUUCACCACAGGCUUCAGUAGGUUUAGCGACCGCCAGUUUGGUGUGUGGGAUGAGAAGAACUUCAACACACCCCUGCGUCUGGAUAACAUUGACUCCUCCUCUGGGGUCCUGACGCCCUUUUAUGACCACGACACGAGGGUGGUGUUUGUUGCGGGCAAGGGAGACGGCAACAUUCGCUACUACGAGAUAACAGACAGUCCCCCCUACUGCCACUUCCUUAGUCAAUACAUAUCAGGGGAACCACAGCGAGGCUUUGGGGUGAUGCCCAAGAGGGGCUGCAGGGUGUCCCAGUGUGAAAUAUUCCGGUUUUUCAAGUUGUACGCCACCAAGGCAAUCUGUGAGCCUAUAUCCAUGAUAGUUCCAAGGAAGAGUGACCAAUUCCAACCUGACUUGUACCCCGACACAGCCUCCCCCACACCAGCCAUGUCAGCUGAGGAGUGGUUCUCAGGCACCACUAGAGGGCCUGUGUUGAUGUCUAUGAAAACAGGAAUGACCAUCAAGACUCACCGCCCUCUCCCACUGAGACCCACCGAGUCCUCCUCUGACAAGAAUGCUGACAAGAAGUAUGCCUUCCUCUCCCGGGAGACUCGGGCAGAUUACCGACCCAUGGAGGUCAAGACUUCCAGUAGCACAGACAAAGAUCUCAAGACCUCAACUAACUUGGACACCAAAUUCCAGGCUCUGCAGAAACUGUGGGGAUGCAAUGUUAAGAAUAUGGGGGACAACAAGGAGCAGUGUUCCACCAACAGCAGUGGAAUUGAAAGUGAGAGGACUUACACCUCCACCAGCACCAAAAAUACCAUUAAUAAAAUAACCAUCAAGUCUGGUGAUUCCCCCAAGAUGUCAAAUUAUGCUUUGCAACAAGAGAAAGAGAUCCAGAUCUUGGACAAGCCCUCUCCAAAGACAGAGUCUGAGCUCCGUAGAGCCUACACAGCCCAGUGCGAGGAGCUGAAGUUGCUGCGCCGCCAACUGAUCAUCAAGGACCGGAAGAUCCACGAGCUGGAGGACCAACUCAAUCAACUCAAGACUCCCCAUAAAUAGGAAUACCAGUUUGGGUUAGUGGCCAGCACUGUUCACACUUGCUGGCUUCAGGCACAGGCUAAGGUGCUGCAUACUACGCAUAUGCAAUGUGAAGGUUCACUGCCCAUCAGCACUAAGGGAUUACUGUACUACUGUCAGCCGUUGAGGUGAGUGUCCAUCACAUGGCUUUGCAACUAGUAAUAUGCAAGGCACAGAAAUUUGUAAAAUCAUACUGUAGUAGGGAUGGGGUUGGGGUCGCAGGUCAUUCGUGUCAGGGCAUGUCAAUGCUCUUUAGGUUGUGGUAGUGACUACAUGUUAGGUAACAAUUGGUAGAUGUGCUGCUCACCUCACAGUGCCUCAGUGUAUUGUAUCCCAAACUUUUGUAGCAUUGACAUAAUUAUAAAUAUCUGGUGUGAGUCAACAAUAGGCAUCAUAGGUGAUUCUUACCUGUCACUUGUAUUAGAGAAAUAUGUGUUGAAGCACCUGUAGUUGAAAUAAUAAACUGUGUAUCAGACAGGAAAUCAGGAUAAGAGGUACCAAAGUCAUACAAGAUAAAAGGAGAAUGAUUAUUUUUUUUCCAUAGUUGGAGCAGCUCGUGGGAUCUUUGGUCUAGGGGAUUACUAUAUUUGCCUCUGCAGAACACCCAGGUUGUGAUGGGUAGUUUGACCAAUACUCUUAUGCCUUUAUGGUUCUCAGUGCAGCUCUCACAAAGUUUAACAUUGCAUCUCUUGCUUGACUGUUUCACCAGCAUGACUUUCCUUUAUCUCAUGUGAUGCUAUUAUGCAAGAGUUCUGCCAUAGGACAUUUUUAUGUGUAGUUUGCUAGAGGAGUAAAAGGAAAAUGGUGGUGUAAGCUUCAGCAGUCUAUUGGGGUUUGAACUUUACAUUAUCCUUCACUGCCUUGCUGCAACACUUGUUCAUAGAUAAGAAGCACUUAUGCACAAAGAAUGAAGUAGUUUGAGCUGGACUAUAAGUGUGCCUUUUUACUGCAGUACAGGGAAGUUUUGUACAGUCAGUGUUUUACUCUGAAUUUUAAUAGUUUGAGUUCAAUAACUGACAUAGUGUGAACAUAGCCUGAGUCUGCUGCCUUGAUGGUUGUGUUAGGUAGAAGAGACCAUAGCUGCCUAGAAUACCCUUUGGGGUCAAGACUUAGUGACCUGUAUGAUGGUUAUGAGCAUUAAAUUUAAGAAACUUCAAACAUAGCAGCAUCUCAGUGCAAGAAUACAUCACACCUAUCAGUAGUUAAAUAAAAAUUGAAUGCAGUGAAUUUGAUUUGGCUUUUCAAUAAGGCACAUUACAUUUAAGUGCAGGUCUUUGGGUAGGAGUGCAUAAGUGCUGUGCUUUCUUCACUGCUGCUGUAAGCUAGGGUCAGUGAGUAUGCAGGGGAAUAUGUAAUGAACAAGUAGUUAACUGUAGGUUGCCCACAGCCUUGAGCUACUGGGGAUCUUAUUGAUAAAAGAGGAUAUCUAUAGUGUCACUUACUGAAAGCUUAAUUGAAUCUUGAAUCUCUAACUGAAAAAUGCUCAUAAUUCAGUAGUUUCUCCUUAGAAUAUGAAGCAUUUUAUUUUGAUAUAAUUUUGCUACUUGAAGAUUUUGCUACCCAGUAAUUCCUUAGUUUGCAUUCCAAGUCCAUGGGUUGUCACUGGGUGAGGAUAAUGACUUUAUGUGGUUGUUUGAAUUUUUUGCCAUUUUGUUUGAUUGUGAUAAACAGUAAUCACCAAAGAGGAAAUGCCAACUCAUACCAUUGUAAUUCCAUUUUCUAUAAUACAAUAUAAUGGAUGAGGGCUGGGGCAGCUGAUCAACCAUUCCUUCAGCAGUCUUCUCCACCCACAGCAGGGUGGGAUGAGGCAGGCCCACAGCUCUGCACACUGCCACUCCUGCUGCUCACAAAUUACACAAACUGUCUUGUGCACUCAUCCAUCAUAUACUAGAGUUAAUUUGUGUGCCCACAAUAUAUCUGAUAAUUUAUUGUAUGUACCCAACUACAUAUACGUACAUAUGCAUUGAGGCAAUCCAUAAGUAUAUAAUAAUGUGAAAUGUGUUAGACUUGACCAGUCUAGUAUUAGCAAUCUUAUUAUUAUGUAUUAUGUUUUUUUUAAUGAGUAUUAUUUUUUUAAUAUUAUAUUGCUUUUUAUUUUUAUGAUGCUUAUGUAUUUAUGGUUAUAUUUAGUGGUCUGGAAGCAAUGUUCAAGUAUUUGAUUGCUUUGGGUCAGUAGUUCAUCAGUAAUUAUUAUGUAAGAGCAUUUUACAAUCUUAGGUUUUUCAGAAACCUUUGCAAGUUUUGUUCUUCCUCAGUAAUGAUUCUUGAUAUUCCUUUUGUGAAUGUCAAGUAUAGGCAAGGGUCUCUUUUUACUCCAGAAGGCUUGGUUCAUUCCUACAUUACAGUCAUUAGUACCUUUUUUUUAAGGGGAAGACUUAUUAGUUUAAAUGAUUAUCAUUCCUGUGAGAUCUCAAGAGUCUUUAUGGCAACUACUGUGUAAAAAAUUCUUGAGGGUUACUGUAAAUUAUGUUUUAUCAGUAUUAUAUUUUCUUUUUCUCAUCUGAUUUCCACUUAGAUUUGUAUAAGUCCUUACAAAUUUCUUGUGGAUACUGUCACAUAUAAUUAAGCAUGGUAAAGGUUCAGGACUUUACUUAAUUUUGCCCAUGUGCUAUACUGGUGGAUUAACUAAUGUUUUUAAAAGGCAAGAGCUUAGCUACAAAGAGCUAUUACACGAAUGCAUGAACCAAAAUAGGAGAUGCUGCUGAUGGAAGAUGGGAAAGACUGUCAUAGAUGCUUAAGCAUUUGGGAUUCAUGUGUUCAUUGCCAUUGCUAGUGAAUAGGGCAGACAUUCCUUUGUAAUCCAAGCAGUUGAUGUGGGAAAGGACUUAUUGCAUAUUAAUUUGUUAUUCCAGCCUAUAAUUGUGUUGUCAUUGUUUGCAUACAUAGGGGCCUUUUUUGUACUUUAUAAGUAUCUUUAGCAACAAAGUACCUUUGUUAAAGGAAGUGAUAUGUCAAGACAAUUUUGUUUAAAAAGGUUGUAGUCAGUUUUCCUAGGAAGGUCAAUGGUUUUAUCUGGAAGACUGGAAGUGAUUUGUCAAGACAAGUUUACCUAAAAAGGUUGUAGUAGUCAGUUUCCCUAGGAAGUUCAAUGUCUAGUUGACUUUUGUAUGUGAAUUUAGACCAACAACAAUGUCACCAUUGAAUUUUAUAAUGACUUUUUGAGGGAGAUUAACUUUACUUGAGGCAGUUAUUUAAAACUUUGUGUUUUAUAUAGUAUGAUCACAGGACAUGAGGCAGACAAGUGAAGUUACCAUUCAGGCAGAGUGGGUGAUGCAUUAUUAGCCUUGAGGACACAACAAGUUUACUAAAAAGACGUUAUUCACCUUAGAAUAAGUUAUGUUGUUAUUUUGUCCUUUCUAUGUGCAACACAAAUAAAUGGUUUUAAUGGA
Molecule: messenger RNA, 5389 nt
Organism: Eriocheir sinensis (Chinese mitten crab)
Lineage: Eukaryota; Metazoa; Arthropoda; Malacostraca; Decapoda; Varunidae
Product: coronin-1A-like
Exons: 13
Coding region: 213-1982 (589 amino acids)
Biological process (GO): actin filament organization
Molecular function (GO): actin filament binding
Source: RefSeq, a predicted model, not a curated record